Molecule: messenger RNA, 453 nt
Organism: Dentiscutata heterogama
Lineage: Eukaryota; Fungi; Glomeromycota; Glomeromycetes; Diversisporales; Gigasporaceae
Source: the annotation of a GenBank genome assembly
AUGAUAAAUCUCAUUUAUCCUGCUACUCCUAUUCCUAAUACAUCAAUUAAUAAUGUUUUUUCUCAUCAACAUCAUCCAUCAACAUCUCCACCUAAUAACGCUUUCCAUCAAUAUCCUAAAUCAACGCCUCUGCCUAAUAUCGCUUAUUUUUAUCCUCAAUCAAUGCCUCCACCUAAUAUCACUUCUUCGCAUCAACAUCCUCAAUCAACGCAUUCACAUAAUAUCGAUUCUUCCCAUCAACAUCCUCAAUCAACAUCUAAUAUCGCUUCUUCCCAUCAACCAUACCAUCCAACUCAAUAUGAUUAUGAUUUAUUGGACUCAGCUGCUUCAAGUAUUAGAGAUAUCCAAAGAAUCUAUGCAACUAUGAGUGUAAAUCUUGAUCAACAAAAGCACAUCAAUCUUACUAUCAUUCUCACAAUCAUCUACUUGACAAAUAUUCCACUCUCGACAUGA